Messenger RNA from Pollicipes pollicipes, 2266 nucleotides. Its product is annotated as calcium uptake protein 3, mitochondrial. The coding region runs from base 1 to 1503 and encodes 500 amino acids. Gene Ontology annotation, molecular function: calcium ion binding. The record is from RefSeq and is a predicted model, not a curated record. Gene Ontology annotation, biological process: calcium import into the mitochondrion; mitochondrial calcium ion homeostasis. The transcript has 14 exons. NCBI's taxonomy places the organism in Eukaryota, Metazoa, Arthropoda, Thecostraca, Pollicipedomorpha, Pollicipedidae. Gene Ontology annotation, cellular component: uniplex complex.
AUGGCGGGCUGGAGCGGGGGUAGGCUUUUGAGGUCUUGGUGGCGUUUCUUCGAUAAAUUUGAGACUACUGCCUUCAAGAAUUCUCAGAUACUGACGAAAAGGUCUUUGGCUGUCAAAUCCAUCGGUGUUCCGGCGAUUAUUGCUUCCGCUGCGCUGUGCUACCUCGCCUCAAGAAAGCACUGGUUUGGCGCAGUUCACGCCCUGAAGAAGCAGAAGGAUGUGCUGGAGUCGUCGGCGCUGAAGCUGACGUCCCGCGAGCGGCGCUUCAUCAAAUUCGCCUCCGUGGAGUACAAGGGCCAGCUGUACAUGACCACUCAGGACUUCAUCGAGAGCAUCACUGAGGCCGAGCCCAGACCGCGCCUCAAGCGCCGGAUGCUGCUGCAGCGCGACCUGGACCACUUCUACGCGGUAACGCCGCGCGCCAGCAAGAGCACCACGCACAUGUUCCGGGACCUGCAUGACACGGGGAUUAUAUCGUACACAGAGUAUCUCUUUCUGCUCUCUGUGCUCACAAAGCCCGCCACAGGUUUCCGCAUCGCCUUCAACAUGUUUGACACCGACGGCAACGAGCGGGUGUCCCGAACGGAGUUCCUGGUGAUCUUACGUCUGAUGGCACUAAACAUGCUCGAAGAGCUGCGGGUAACGUUGUCUGACGAGGAGGACUACGUGCGCACGCGCGCCGCCCUGGAGAAGAUCUUCAGCCACGCGAGGAGGGAGCGGCGCGGCUCGAGCACCACCACAGACUCCGAAGGCUUGUAUAAGCUCGACUACGAUCCCCGGGCUCGUGUCAACGUGCUCAGGAGCGGCCGCCCCCCGGCCGGCCCGCUGGACGUCCGCACCAUCGACCGCCGCCUCUUUGGCUCGGACGACGACGUGGAGGAUGACAUCCUGCAGCAGAAGAAGAAGAUCAACACCACCCUACUGGUGCACUUCUUCGGCCCCAAGGGCGACCAUGAGCUGUCGUACGACGAGUUCAAACAGUUCAUGGAGAACCUGCAGGAGGAAGUGCUGGAAAUCGAGUUCCAGGAGUUCGCCAGAGGCUACCACAAGAUCAGCGAGGUCGAGUUUGGCAAGAUCCUGCUGCGAUACACCUAUCUGCGGCCAGACCAGUACGACCUCUACAUCGACCGGCUGGUGGAACGCAUGGAGGAGACGUCGUUGCGAGGCAUCACGUUCGGGGAGUUCAGGGACUUCUGCAACUUCCUCAACCAGCUGGAGGACUUCGCCAUUGCCAUGCGCAUGUACACCAUGGCCGACCAGCCCAUAUCUCAAGACGAGUUCCUUCGGGCCGUCAAGAUCUGUACUGGCAAGUCGCUCUCGGACCACGUGGUCGACACCGUAUUCUGCAUCUUCGACGAGGACGGCGACGGCCAGCUCAGCUACAAGGAGUUCAUCGGCUUCAUGAAGGAGCGUCGGCAGCGCGGCUUCAAGACCACUCCGCGGACCUUCGGCUGGCAGGCGUUCAAGUACUGCGUCAAGCAGGAGAUGCGCACCUCCUCGUGAGCGUGUCGAGCGCGGCGGCGCGCCCCAGUGCGACCGGAGCCGUGACCGUGGCCGGGCGCCGACCGAGCUGGGCCGGCGGCUCGGCGAGCCACUCUGUGCAAUGGCCGGCGAGCGGCGCCCGGCGGCCAGGCCUCGCUGGCCAGUGGUUUUAGUCAUUUGAUGGGACAAUGUCGAGUACUGGUCCAUACAACUGAACACACGGAUGAUGUGCGGUGUUGACGAGUGGUGAAGAAGACGCUAUGAACAAGCGCGAAGCCUGUAACAUCUGCCUCGGUACCUUACGUGGAUGUGCGUGUCCGUGAGACCAUCCCACUGUCCCGGCAGGUGGUAUUUGCGUGUCAGUGUCACCGACAGUCAUUGCCAGCUCCGUUAGUUGUUACUGUUUUCGCCAUGCUUGUCGGGAUGGUCAAGUUGUGUCCCUGUGGUAAUGUCCGUUUGUGCAUGGUGUUUUUGAAUUCUUUUUUUGGUUCGAUCUGGGUGUUUGCAUUACAUAUGAUAGCCACCGCAUAACGUGAUCUUCCCAUGCGCAUGUGCGUGAUAUAUCCUUGUUCGGAGAGACAUUGAUGCUGUCUCUAGCGUGUCCCCGUUUUUGUCCUGGCGUGUGUGGAAAGCUCGCAGUGGUUGAAUCCGCUGACAAAUGUAAACAUUGGUGGGCGGGGUUUGACGCUGACUUUGCUUGCUGAAAAUUAAAUGGCUGCUGCGUCCGUUUCAGCAAUACCCGUUCUGUUAGCGCAAAUAAUGCAUAAUUGCAAGAAACUUCCUC